Molecule: messenger RNA, 2109 nt
Organism: Maniola jurtina (meadow brown)
Lineage: Eukaryota; Metazoa; Arthropoda; Insecta; Lepidoptera; Nymphalidae
Product: lipase member H-A-like
Exons: 3
Coding region: 88-1161 (357 amino acids)
Molecular function (GO): lipase activity
Source: RefSeq, a predicted model, not a curated record
UGUCCGAGUUUGGACGUACCCACGUGCUUAAGUACGACAAAGAGGACGUGGAGUUUUAGGAGUUUUAGUGUAUCUGUAUUAGUGAUAAUGUUUAUGUAUAGUUUUUGUUUGUUACUAUUGACGGGGAGGGGGCUUGCGACGUUCAGCACUAGAGAAAUGGAAGGAUAUCCUAAGGGUUACUUGUCUGAUUGUCCAGGCUCAGAAAAGCAAGCAUACAUAACUCGUAAAAGCCUAAGACACCUGUCCCUAUACGUCCCAGAUUCCACGGGUGCUUUGAGAAGAAAGUACAACUACUACCAAAUGGCACAGCUGGCCAACGAUCCAGACUUGGACUUUAAUAAGAAGACCUUGUUGUAUGUGGGAGGAUUUCUGGAUAGCCCAAGCUUUAUAUUUGCCACGCUUACAGCGAAGACGUAUAAGAGCUUGGGCUACAAUGUUCUACUGUUGGAUACGAAUUGGUUCACCACUAUGGAGUAUCCACGGGCCGCCCGUUUUAUGCGUCCAGUUGGAAAACACACCGCUACAAUGUUAAUACAGCUCACAAAUAGUGGUUUGGACCCGAAGAAACUCGAAAUCAUUGGUUUAAGCCUCGGAGGUCAAACAAUUAGUUUCAUUGCAAAGAACUAUAGAGAUCUAACUAACACGACUGUGGCAAGGAUAACUGGGUUAGAUCCAUCGGGGCCUUGCUUUAGGCACCUGGGACCUGAGCAAAGAAUUGAUAGAACUGAUGCCGAUUUUGUAGAUAUUGUGAGCACUAAUAUUGAUGGUUUUGGAAUGGCUGCUCCGGUAGGACAUGUAAAUUUUUACGUAAAUGGAGGGGAAUUUCAACCAGGAGACAUCCUUUGGGACUUUUGCACAGUUAUGUGUAGUCAUAUCAGAGCUUACACUAUAUGGAUGUCGGCCUUAAGGAAUCCCAGUUCUUUUAUAGCCAUAGAGUGUGAGUCCGUACAACAGGCAAGAGACAAGAAAUGUUUCGGAAGGACACCUUUAGUAACAAAUAUUUUGGGUUUAAAUGUUAACAAAAGUAGAGAAGGUAUUUUCUAUUUAUCUACUAGUCGUACCUACCCGUACUAUUUAGGAGAGAAAGGGAUCAGAGAGGAAAACGAUUUUUUCUUAUCUUUCAUUAAAUCUUUAAAUGAAAAAGAUGUGAUAAAAAUUUAAGUUUAAUUAGGUAUAGGUAUUGUGUUAAAGUAACUUAAGUAGAAAAUUAUAUAGCUAAAGAUGGUGGUUAAAAAUUCGGUUGUAGACCAGACUCUAAACUAAACUAUAGCUCUUAUUAAUAUGUACCUACCUGAAAAUAUUAUAGUGUUGCAUUGCAAUGCGAUUCGCUCGUUACUCUAGAUAUGUUGGUAGUAAGUCAAUGAUGCUAUGUCAAAACCUUCCCGCAAAUCCCAACAACAGUUUCAGCUAGCUCAAUUGGAAUGAAUGGUGUGUGAUAACAGAUAAUUAAGGCAAACAAUAAUUUUUAUUAUACAUAUUGUAUUAGAAAAUUUUAAAGUAGACCCAACCCACAAAAUAAUAUUUUGUGCGUGAAUUUAGUUUACAGAUUAACUACAACCGAAUAAAAGCACGUCAAAUGUUAAUUUUAUCAUUUAAGUAGCGCCAUCUAUAACUACGCGCAUGAACUACGAUGUCAAACAAGUAAGCUCAACAACAUGGUUUGAAUCUUAGCUUAUAUUGCUGUUAGUAGUCUAUAGACGUGUCCAUAGAUGGCGUUAGUUAAAAUACAAGUAAGUCUAGGGUCUCAUUUUUUUAUUUUUUUGUAAUUUUGUAUUUUUACAGUAGGUAUCUACAAUUUUUUUUAAGUAAAGACUGGGAGUAAAUAAGUUUUAACGUUUAUGGUUUAAAUUGACCCACCUAUUUUAGUAAUAAAGGUAAGGUAAGAGAAUUCUUGUUUGUACUGACCAUUAUUUUCUAAAAAUCGUCACACUUCUUCACACAAUGUGCAUCUUGGUUUGUACUUUGUGAGCUUGGGACUGUAAGUUUGGGUCCAAGAAAUAUAGCAGUAGAUUCAAUUUCACGUAAAUUCACGCCAGAAUACCUACCCCAUAAAAACGAGCGAAAGUUUUUUUUCUCAUGAGAGGGUUCAGUUCUGGCCCUGAUAAAAUC